GGCCAAAGGGAAAGCUCCAGUGAUUUUCUCCAAUUUUUCUUGAUUUUCAAGCCUGGAAAUUGAUGGAAUUAGUGACAUGUCCAAGAAGCCGAACUUUUUGAGUAUCUCCGCAAAGAAUAAGACCAGGCAACCACAGUUGACGGCGUUUAUCAAAAGAAUUCCCAAAGGACAAGUGGAAGACAAGCCUCCCAUUGAAUCCUCGAAUCCUGAUAAGAGCGGAUUGGUUAGCAAGAGUGUGCUGAAAGAGAAUUUGGAUUUGCUGAAUGCUUCGAAGGAGGCGAGCGAUGAAGGCUCCCCGAGUCUCUUGAGCACGAAACCGAGGAAGAAGUUUCAGCCGAAGGUGCCCAGAAGGAUGGAAUGUAUAGAGAUCAGCGACGACGACAGCUCAAGGAAGAGCACUCCGGUCAGGAUCGAAAGUACACCUCCGGGAAGGGAGGAUAGAGUCAGCAGGACCGACUUUGAAUCCCUGUUGAUCAAAUAUGGGGUGACUGAUGCAAAAACAAAGACGACUCUCGAGAAAACUCCUCCCAAGAUCGACAUUUCCAAGUCAUUGGAGAGACUUUCCGAUGACUUAAUGAGCAGUAAUGAGAAAUAUGCGUCGGCAAUGAAGAAAGUGCAGGAGAAUCUGCAAAAAAUACCAGCUGAAAGGGAGAGCGUGAAAAGAACUCUUCAGCUGGAUAACUGUAAAUCUCCGCCCAAGGAUGACUUAGAUAUGCUCUGCAUGGCUGCGACUCCUCCUGCCCUGUCUUUGGCGAAACCUCAGCUGAAGAUGCAGUUUGACCCCACUUUAGACGACUUUGUCACGAGGACGAAAAAUCGCAGAGAGCUCACGGAGGAUGGAGUCAUGAACAGGGAUAAACUAAAAGAUAUUUACAUUGAAACCAUGGAAAGAUACUGCAAAAUCAUGGACAGAAUUCCAUUACAUCACUUCAAGACAAUCGAAGGAUUCCAGACAAUCACGUUCGCCAAACUGAAAGCUCUCAGAAACAAGGUGGAAAGCAAGUUAAGAGAAUGCGCCGUUCCUGCUCUUCAGAGUAUUCAGGAUGAUGUCGACAUGCAGCCAACGCCAAACGGCUCGGGAUCUGUGUUAGAAUCUCUCUAUGGUGGAGCUGCAGAGUCUUCCGUAACGUCUGGUAUAAAGAGAAAAUUCACGCCGAAGACGAAGAGAAGCGAUGUUUUGUCGAUUAUGGACGAACCUGUGAACAGUGAUUUCUUAGGAGAUGACGAGAUCGACGAACUGAUGGGACAAGUUGAGGAGGAGUCUCUGAAAGAUCAAAGUCGGUUUUCGAUGUACAAUGACAAGAAAGUUAAGGAUUUCGAUCCUGUGUCGAAGACCAGCGGAACGCAGUGGAUAGACAAUGCCUUUACGGAGGUGGAUGACGAUGGGUGGCAGAAGUACUCAAUUGAGGACUUCACAGAAGCGCCCAGUACCAGCAAAUCGUUCAUUCCGGCGGGCAAAGAGGGUUUCGUGAGUGCCAAGACGGUGAGGCAGCAAGAGACGGAGACGCAGUACAUCAUCGACAGCUGUCUGAGUCCCACGGAAGAGAAAUUGGAGAUUAAGUAUGCCAAUGUGAUGGGAAACUUCCACGCUGGCGUGAGGAAUGACGGAACGACUGGAGAAUUCGACUCACAAUCCUACAGUCAUUCCAAUGAGAUGCAGAGAAAGUUCAGGGAUGUUUUCGGGUUGCGUGAAUACAGACCCAAUCAGUUGCAAGUGAUUAAUGCGACGCUCCUGGGCAUGGAUUGUUUCGUCCUCAUGCCCACAGGAGGUGGGAAGUCGCUCUGCUAUCAGCUGCCCGCUGUUAUGGCUGAAGGAGUGACAAUAGUCAUCAGCCCGCUAAAGUCUCUGAUUCACGAUCAAUGCAACAAGCUCUCUUUCUUGGACAUAAAUGCCAAGCAUAUGUCGGGAAAUAUUUCCUGGCAAGAGACUCUCGCCAUAUUCAAGGAUCUGGAGUGCAAUCCGCCCAAGAUUAAACUAUUGUAUGUUACACCUGAGAAGAUCAGCGCUUCGGACCGCGUGAAGCAAAUGCUAGACAAGCUGUACAGUCGUGGACACAUUGCUCGAUUUGUGAUUGACGAAGCGCAUUGUGUCUCUCAAUGGGGGCACGACUUCAGGCCUGACUACAAGAGACUGAACCUGCUGCGACAGAGAUAUCCAAGCGUGCCGAUGAUCGCUCUCACCGCCACAGCCACGCCACGAGUGAGGAUCGACAUCCUGAAGCAAUUGGAAAUGUCAAAAUGCAAGUGGUUCCUCUCCAGCUUCAACAGGCCGAAUCUCAAGUACAUUGUGAUGCCCAAGAAAGGCACCUCGACGAUUGGGGAGAUCAUCAAUUUGAUCAAGAGCAAGUACAUGACGAAGAGCGGGAUUGUAUAUUGUCUGUCGCGCAAUGAGUGCGACACGAUGGCUACUAAGCUGAAAGAGGCGGGCAUCAAGGCGAAGAGCUACCACGCGGGCCUCAGUGAUCUAACCAGGGAAAGCGUGCAGCAGGAGUGGGUCACGGAGUUCGUUAAAGUCGUGUGUGCCACUAUCGCAUUCGGGAUGGGCAUCGAUAAGCCAGACGUUCGGUAUGUGCUGCACUACUCGAUGCCUAAGUCCAUUGAGGGAUACUACCAGGAGUCCGGAAGAGCGGGAAGAGACGGCGAUUUGGCCACCUGCAUUCUCUAUUACAACUACAGCGACAUGAGGCGGUACAUGAACAUGCUGGACAAGGAUACAAGCAUCGCAUUCGACGUGAAGCAGGUGCACAUUCAGAAUCUCUACCGGAUUGUCGCUUACUGCGAGAACAUGACGGAUUGCAGGCGUUCACUGCAGCUGAAUUACUUCGCUGAGCACUUUACGCGCGAGCAGUGUCUGCAGAAUCGCCAGAGCGCCUGCGAUAACUGCCUGAAGAUCGGAGAGUACGAGACCAUUGAUGCCACGAAUAUGGCCAAGGAGGUUGUGAGGUGCGUGAGAGAUUUGUGCAGCGGAAGCAAUCGGUUCACAUUGUUGCAUCUCGUGGAGGUGUUCAAGGGGAGCGAGAAUAAGAAGAUCAAGGACAACAAUCAUCACCAGAGCAGAUACCACGGUUGCAUGGCUGACUGGGAUCGCAAUGACAUCAAUCGACUGUUGCACAAAAUGGUCCUGGAGAGUUACUUGAGGGAAGAGAUUAUCUUCUCGAACGACAUUCCGCAAGCGUAUGUUCGCAUUGGACCGGUGAUCCAGCAACUGAUUGAUAAGAAAGUGACGAUAAUGUUUGCGCGCAACAAGAAGAAGGAAGGCGCCAAGAAGGAGAAGCCCAAGCUCGAGGAAGUGUUUGUGUCUUCCCUUGAGGACUCGGAACUCGGCAAGGAGCUCCUGGAUCUCGAGGAGAAGUGCUAUAAUGAUCUGCUGGAGAAGCUGAAGAUUCUUGCGGCGGAGCAUCACGUGCCAAUUGCCAGUCUGAUCAACAUGCAGACCAUCAAGCAAAUGUCCAAAGUGAUGCCGGCCACAAAGGAGGAGAUGAUGCGACUGCCUCACAUCACAGCGGCUAAUUUCGAGAAGUUUGGAAAGCUGUUGCUAGAGAUUACGCAAAAUUACGCAGCUUUCAAGAUUUCCAUCAUGAUCGACGCUAAGGAGCAGAGCCAGGACACCUUUGAUGAGGAGGACGGUGAGACCAACUGGUCUGAGCUGGCGCUGGAGGGAAGACUAAGUGGACAGAAGAGGAAGAGAUCCUGGGGAGGAGCUUCGAAGAAGCGCUUCCGGCGAACUGUUCGCAAGAAAGCAUCGCCCAAAAAGAGGGCCACGAAGAAGAGAUCGCCGAAAAAAGCGUCACCGAAGAAAUUGGCCAGGACAGUGGCCACGGCGGGCAGAGGAGGCAAGACCAGCUCGGCACGUGCAGGACCAUCGCGAUCUCUUCAGCUCAUGCCGCUACCAGGAUCCAGUAGAAAGGGUUAGGGAUUGAGUACCUUCGUUUAAUAAAUGCUUCUAUAAAUUAGUAUUUGAUACAAUGCCC
Molecule: messenger RNA, 3971 nt
Organism: Phlebotomus argentipes
Lineage: Eukaryota; Metazoa; Arthropoda; Insecta; Diptera; Psychodidae
Gene: Blm
Product: recQ-like DNA helicase Blm
Exons: 5
Coding region: 77-3913 (1278 amino acids)
Biological process (GO): double-strand break repair via homologous recombination; DNA replication
Cellular component (GO): cytoplasm; nucleus; chromosome
Molecular function (GO): nucleic acid binding; four-way junction helicase activity; 3'-5' DNA helicase activity
Source: RefSeq, a predicted model, not a curated record